Molecule: messenger RNA, 1066 nt
Organism: Rhagoletis zephyria (snowberry fruit fly)
Lineage: Eukaryota; Metazoa; Arthropoda; Insecta; Diptera; Tephritidae
Source: RefSeq, a predicted model, not a curated record
AAGCAAAUUUCUUAAGCAACAUAUUUAAAAAAAUGGCUCAUAAAAUCGAAAGCGAAUUUUAUUUUAAAUUAAUAUAUGCUGUUCGCGAUCGCCCGUGUUUAUAUGCGAAAAAACACCUACAUUAUUACAACAGAGUUAAACGUAAUGAAGCCUGGCAAGAAGUGGGCGCAGCUACGGGUAGGCCAGGAAGUGACUGCAAAGCGCGCUGGAAGUUGUUACGAGAAAGGUUCUGUAAGCAAAUGAAGAGAGCUGAUGGUUAUUUUUCGUCUGACACAGACCCGUUUAAUGCGCAUGAAUGGGAAUACUAUAAGGAACUGCUAUUUUUAAAGGAAUCUAUUGUACCGCGACGUUCAAGACUUGGUAAGUGCGUACGCUCCAGCUCAGAAGAGCCUGCAAUGAAUGAAGUAUUUAUAAACGUAAAUGCCAUAGCCGAAGAGGACUCCUGCUCGUCACAUUCAAGUUAUUCAAAUUCUUGUGAAAUUCCGAACAAAACGUCAAAGUUCGAUUUAGCGCCAUUGAUAAUUGAACGUGAAACGGACGCAGAUUUAGGCGAUUACGAUAAACCAGAAAAACUGCAAAACAAAAGCGUUAGUACUAAAAGCAGUACACCGGUUAGUGGUGACACAGACAAUACAAUCGAAGAAUUAUUUGUAAAGAAUAUAGCGAAUUUAAUACGAGAUCUGCCGAUAGAAGUGAAGGAUCGUUUCCAGGCUGGCAUGUAUGCGGAAGUGUUCCGUUUACGUGCACAAUAUCGCAACUUCUAGAAUAAGCUAUCUUAAACGCACCUACUUCUUUAAAGGCUGCCUUUCAUUUUCAACUCGCACUUGCAUUCUUAAUUAAUUUUGUACCUUGACUAUAUACUGUAUAUGUAUAUACUGUUCAACUGAAUCAUGAAACGAAUAUUGAAUUAAUUUGUCUUGGUUGCUCCCAAUCAUUAUUCAAAAACAUAUUGAUUGAAUCAUGGUUCCCUGUAACCAAAAACCCACAAGUGUAUUUUCAUUUACGAUGAGUCUUACAUUUUGUAGUACAUUUGAAUUAUUAUAUUUGAAAGUAUAUUUACCUUAUG